Limulus polyphemus (Atlantic horseshoe crab) is the source of this 3631-nucleotide messenger RNA. Its product is annotated as fidgetin-like protein 1. The transcript is spliced from 18 exons. NCBI's taxonomy places the organism in Eukaryota, Metazoa, Arthropoda, Merostomata, Xiphosura, Limulidae. The record is from RefSeq and is a predicted model, not a curated record. Gene Ontology annotation, molecular function: microtubule severing ATPase activity; ATP hydrolysis activity; ATP binding. Bases 326 to 2407 code for a protein of 693 amino acids.
UAUUGUUACUUAUUCAAGUUACUGUUACAUAUUAACGUCCUUUGCCCUCCUUUUUAUUUGUAUUUAAUUACGUAUUAUAACAACCAUUUUUGACGUUUCAAUAUUUCUAAUGUACUGUGUACUACUACUACUACUACUAUCGGGACAAGCAGUACAUUCGGUUUGAUGUAACAUCAGUUGUUCAGCUGAUGCUAGAGAACAAGAGAAACCAUCAUACAUGUCCAAUACUUCUGUAGAAGCUAGUACAUGCUGUUAAGUAAAAUUUAAAAUUUUCAGUGAACUUUUAUUUUCCAGUACUAGUUCCAAAUGUUCAUCAGUCAGUAGCAUGGAAGAUGCAAAAAAGCCAGUUGUUGAAUUAGAACAAACUUUAAGUGAUAAUGACUUGUUGUGGUAUUGGCAAAAGUUGUGGUUUUCUAAGGAACAACCAUUGCUAGACAAGUUAAGCAUGAGUGCACACACUGCUGAUGUUUGGAGAUCUUUGAUCAAUCAAAUUGAUUUUGCAUGGCAAAACAAAAGAAUUUCGUCAGCUUGUGCUGGAAUUCUUUUUAGAGAUUACCUGGAAAAGUAUACUGAAACUGUAGAUGAUCAAAAUGGAUUGAACAACUUUGCUGAAGGUGCCCUAGCUUUAGUUGCUCAGAAAAAGAUAGAUGGAAAGCUGUGGAAAUCAUCCUUGGAAAUAUUAUCUGAUAAUAAACUUCAAGAGUUAAUAAAAACAUUAUCAUCUCCAUCUCAGAGGCCUUCAGAGUAUGACUUAUCACAAUUAGCAAAUGCUUUUGCCAGACGCCAGAUACUAGAAUCAGGGAAAGAGCAUUUCCUGAAAGAGACUGUAUUUUAUUCUGCAUCAUCAAGAAACUUCUCUGAAUCAUUAACUAAACCAGGUAUGAAUGCAACUGAAGAAUGUUAUCAUGGUGCAAGCAGUGCUGAAAGUCAUUCUCUAGAAACACAUUUUAUCCAUCAGUUUAAAAUUGAUCAAGAAUCUGCAUCCAGUCAGAAUUUUGUAAGUCAGAAAAACAACUAUUCUAAACAAGUUGACAUUAACCAUUGUAGUGAAAAAGCUCUGCUGCCAGAAAAGCGGAAAACAGUUAAACAAGGAUGGAAGCAGCUUCCUUCUGGUAUUGAAUCUACACAUUGCAUCUCAUCAAAGGCUGAUAGCUUAGGAGGAUGCAGUUCUGGGAUUAUUGGUAGUCUGAAACAAAAAGAAUCAGAUCAUAUGCAUGUUGAAGACCUUCCAGAAUCUCAAGAAGUGUCUUAUUCCUUCAGAACAGCAAGAGUACAGUUGGAUAUUGAUAAUCACAAGAAGUUUAACACUCGCUACAAAAGUAAAGGAUAUUCUUCCUCAGAAUAUGGUGUGUCUCGCAAAGUACUUGGCUCAAGCCGAGGCCCAGCUAGUAAAUUUGUUCCUCCAGUAACCAGUAAAAGCACUUCAGAAGAGAAUGAAAAAUGUUCACUUCUUCAAAACCUCCCAGGUGGAAAUCCCUCUUCAGUUAAUAUUACAGACGAAAGAUUAAAGAAUAUUGAUCCCAAAAUGAUAGAGAUUAUGAUGAAUGAGAUAAUGGACCAUGGCCCACCUGUCACCUGGGAUGAUAUAGCUGGUUUAGAAUUUGCUAAGAAGACUAUUAUGGAGAUUGUAGUCUGGCCUAUGCUUAGACCUGAUAUUUUUACAGGACUAAGAGGCCCACCAAAAGGAAUUCUGUUAUUUGGGCCACCUGGUACUGGCAAAACUUUGAUAGGUAAAUGUAUAGCUAGUCAAUCAAAGGCAACGUUUUUCUCCAUCAGUGCAUCUUCUCUCACUUCAAAGUGGGUGGGUGAGGGAGAGAAAUUAGUGAGAGCAUUGUUUGCAGUUUCUCGAUGUUAUCAGCCUUCAGUAAUUUUUAUUGAUGAAAUUGAUUCACUGCUGACUCAAAGAUCUAAUACAGAACACGAAUCAUCAAGGCGUAUAAAAACUGAAUUAUUAGUUCAGUUGGAUGGGAUAACUACUUCAACAGAUGAAAGGUUGUUGAUAGUUGGAGCUACAAACAGACCACAAGAACUGGAUGAAGCAGCACGACGAAGAUUGGUGAAGAGAUUAUACAUUCCACUCCCUGAGUCUGCAGCGAGGUGCCAUAUUAUUACCAGACUUCUGUCUUAUCACAAUCAUUCUCUAUCUGAUGAUGAUCUUGAUCUGAUAUGUCAGAAAACUGAAGGAUAUUCUGGAGCAGAUAUGACAAAUUUAUGUAAAGAAGCAUCUCUUGGACCUAUUCGGAGUCUAGAUACUUCUCAAAUACAGUGUAUCUCACCAAAUCAAGUUAGACCAAUAAAUCUUGAAGAUUUUUUUCAUGCUCUAAAGCAAGUGCGAGCUAGUGUCUCAGACAAAGAUAUGGACACUUACCUUAACUGGAAUGAAAAAUAUGGUAGUGGAGCUGUGUAGAUUGGUAUUAAAAAAACAUUUUCAUUUAAAUUUUUUAAAUGACCCCUUGUGAUUCAAUGUGGAAUAUAAGGGCUUAUAACAUUAAUGUUUGUAUGGUGGGCACAGCACUCUUAGCCAGUUGUGUAGCUUUUUUCUUAAUAAUAAACAAAAUGUACUGAAAUAAAAUUUGUAUAUUAUUUGUUGAAAGUUUCAAUAAAAAUUGCAUUGGAUAUAACUAGAAUUCAUUAUUCUGGGGGCUUGAUUGUUGUAAAGAGACUACAAAUUAUAAUUUGAUUGAGUACAUGAUAUAUACUGAAUUGGCUUAGCACUAAGAUGAUUUAACUACAAGAUUUAAAUUCUUACAAGAGUUUACCUUUAAGUCUAAGACUAAAUUUAACUUGAUUGAAUUAAAAUAUGAUGUAAAGUUUUGAUUUUUUUAUUAAAUAGUAAAGCAGUAAAUGUUUACUACAGAAAACUAUAAAAAGUUUAUAUUUUUAGAAAAAGCUUCAUAUUUGUAAUACUUGGCAUGUAAAAAGUGUACAGUUUAUAUAGUAAGCGACAGAUGGCAGCAAAUUUUUUGUUGUUAUUUUGUUUGAUUUUUGUAGUCUUUUCAACAAACAAAUCGGACAGAUUAAGCAUAUAAUUUGAUCAGUGUAAAUGAGAAUAAUUCUACUUGACUUUGAAAUUCCUGUUUAGGGCAGAUGAAGAAUAUUACAUCAAUGAAAACCUUAAGUUUGUGUAAUUGAGAGUUUUUAAUUGUCAUUCUGAGCUUUUUUUACGCAUAUUGUAAUAAAUGUUUCCUAAACAAACUAAUGCACGUCAUUUAUUGAACACUUGAAUUAAUGUUUAGAAUCAUCACACACGUUAAAUACAAAUUAGUUUCAACUGAUAUGAGGAAUAAUACUAUCCAUCCCUGUUUACCUAGUAGCUGGUUUUAAAUUUAAUUUUUUUUAUAUACUAAUUGACAUUAAGAAAGUUAAUAUAAAGUGUUAUGGACCCAUAUUAUCAAUAAACUUUUUUAUAGCCAAAAAAUGUGGGACCUUAGUUUUUACAUUUUAAAUAUUAAACUUGCUCUUAUAUUUUAUUGUCAGUGUUUCAGGAGUCAUUAACUAGGAAAAUGCCAUCUACUCUUCUUAAAGAGAGAUGAAGUUCUUUUCUGUCUUAAUUCUUGUUGUUUCUUGAAGAAGACUUCUUAUUGAGAUGUUUAAGAUCUAGAUAUAAAAUAUGCACUGUUUAAAUGUGAUA